Molecule: messenger RNA, 1106 nt
Organism: Bradysia coprophila
Lineage: Eukaryota; Metazoa; Arthropoda; Insecta; Diptera; Sciaridae
Product: transmembrane inner ear expressed protein
Source: RefSeq, a predicted model, not a curated record
CUUUUUUUAACGGCCACAUUUAAACAUAGAAAUACAUCAGAUAUGGAACACAUUCUCACAACGUCCCACUUAAAUUCGAAAAACGUAUGAAUGAAUUUGCAAAAUAUAUUUAUUGCUGGAGACGGUGGUUGUGGUGGUGAUGGAACGCUUUCAUUAGAAAGCAGACUUUUCAUGUUCAAAAAAUAGAAUAAAAAUCCAGUUUGCCUCUACCCUCAAAUAUGGUGUGUAUAUAAUGCAAUACCACACGUGGCUUUUCUGACAGACACAGAUAGCUCCAGUCAAGACAAUGAAAAUGAAUACAACAAUUAAUAGACUUUACCAUCAAACAGCAGGGUGCGUCGUCUUCGUGUGGCACUCCUUGUAAAAGCAGUUCAUACGUGUAUUUGUUAUAGCGGAAAAUCAUUGACGGAAAAAGGCGAACAAGAAAAAUAUCUGAAUAAUUAUAUAUCCAUUUCCAAUUUCAGUUCCAGUUGUGUGUAUGAAAUUGUUCCGAAAAGGUCACUUCAAAUUUGUUGUGUAAACAAAUAGCCUCUAUAUUCUGAGGAAACCACUUAAUCGAAGCACUAAAAUAGAAAGCUCGUGCCAUUUAAAUUUUGAUUGAACGGAAAAUGGAUGGGAUUAUCGAAGAACCGGAGUGGUUGGAGAAAGAUACUGGCUUGUGGGACUUGAAAGUUUGGCAUCUGAUAUUCAUCUGUUUUAGUGGUGUGGCCAGCGUCACCAUAAUGCUGUGCUGUUGUAUUCGCUUUCGAAUACCACGAACGAAGCAAGAGAUCGAGGCCGAUUUUCAGCGAAGGAAAAUUGCUAAAAAAUUCCGUGAACAUCUAGCGUGCAUAAAAAACUCGGAGAUGGAUGACAUGGAUUUGCAAAAAGCGUUAGAGCGAAUUCGUCAGGAUUUCUUAUCAGAUACACAACAAGCAAUUAAUAACAUUGAAAUGCGAAGUUCGAUGGAAAACAUUACCAAUAAAAAGGACCAACACAGUAAACUUGGAGCAGGUGUUUAGUGCACAGUAUUUUACAAAUCUUAUCAUUCAAUAAUCUAUUUUAGUGCAAUGUAUUGUUACAUUUUGUUUAAUUAAAGUGAUUUUAAUUAUUCGAAUACUAUUGUA